GUGCUUUUUACAAACACCACCAGCUGCUCCGCAUCACUUUCUUUUUUUUUUUCUCCAUCACUUCCUUCUUUCUCUCCGCCGCCGUCUCGGCUCGGAGCUCCCGUCGGGAUAAUGAACCCCAAGCCCUCCGCAUUCUCCUCUUUCCUUCCACUUCUAUUUUCUGUUCUGCUUUUUUCUCUCUCGGAUUUCGCCUCGUUUAGUUUUGCCUUUCAAAUUCCGCCGCCGGCGCUUGUCCCACCGGAAGAAUUGAUGCUGCCGUCUGACGCCGUUUCGCUUCUUUCGUUCAAGUCCAAAGCCGACUUGGAUAACAAGCUUCUUUACACUCUCAAUGAGCGAUUUGAUUACUGUCAAUGGCAGGGUGUGAAGUGCGUCCAGGGUCGUGUUGUUCGUUUGGUUCUUCAAUCGUUUGGGCUCCGAGGGAUAUUGGCUCCAAACACUGUGUCUAAGCUCGACCAGCUUCGGUUCCUCAGCCUGCAUAAUAACUCGCUCGAAGGACCCAUUCCUGACCUAUCCGGACUCUUCAAUCUCAAAUCUCUGUUCCUUGGCCGAAACUCUUUCGUUGGGUCUUUUCCGCCGUCGAUUCUCACUCUUCACCGGCUUCAGACUCUUGAUCUUUCCUACAACAACUUCACCGGUCCUCUUCCGGUGAGGCUUUCCUCGUUGGACCGUCUCAUUACGCUCCUUCUCGAGUGGAAUGGUUUCAAUGGAACUAUUCCGCCCUUAAAUCAAUCAUAUCUUGAAGUCUUCAAUGUCACGGGGAACAAUCUCACCGGGCGAGUUCCGGUGACCCCCACUCUCUCGCGUUUCAACACGUCGUCAUUUUUCUGGAAUCCAGAUCUCUGCGGCGAGAUCGUCAACAAGGCAUGUCAUUCACCCGCUCCAUUCUUUGAAGCUUCCAAUGCCACCGCUCCAUCUCACCCUUCUGUCCAAAGCGCACAGUCACAGGACGUAGUUCAAUCUCCAGUCUCUCAUGCUAAGCACAAGGAAACGAAUAUGAUUUUGGGGCUUUCAGUGGCCGCCGCAGUCUUAGUAGCAGGUCUUUUAUGUUUCUUCGUAGCAGCCAGAACCCAAAGAAGACGAACUGUAUCAAAGCCAGCAAUUGCGCAGUUUGAGCCCGAAAUUGGUUAUUCCACAGCUUCCGCAAUCGACGAGCGAGUCGACAGGAAGGGCGAAUUUCAAGCGAAAGUGAAGGAAAUUGAAGAAAUUCCAAAAGCCCAUAAGAGUGGGUGUCUUAUAUUUUGUGAAGGGGAGGCAGAGUUAUUCAGCUUAGAGCAGUUAAUGAGGGCUUCGGCCGAGCUACUAGGUAGAGGCACAAUGGGAACUACAUAUAAAGCCGUGCUCUGCAACCAGUUAAUCGUAACGGUGAAGCGUCUUGAUGCUACUAAGACCGCCAUAACGAGCAGCGAAGUGUUCGACCGGCAUUUGGAAGCAGUGGGUGCACUUCGCCAUCCCAAUUUAGUACCAGUUAGGGCCUACUUUCAAGCCAGGGGAGAGAGAUUAGUGGUUUACGAUUACCAACCUAACGGCAGUCUUUACAACCUCAUUCACGGUUCACGAUCAGCAAGGGCUAAGCCUCUGCACUGGACAUCAUGCUUGAAGAUUGCAGAAGAUUUAGCACAAGGCAUUGCUUAUAUACAUCAAGCUUCUAAGUUAAUCCAUGGCAACUUGAAGUCUACUAAUGUGCUCCUAGGAGCAGACUUCGAGGCCUGCCUCACAGACUAUGGCCUUUCUGUUCUGGCAGAGUCCCCUGAAGAUCCAGAUUCUUCACGCUACCAGGCACCUGAAGUUCGGAAAUCCAGCCGCAACGCUACCCACAAGAGCGAUGUAUACGCCUUUGGCGUCCUCUUGCUGGAGCUUUUGACAGGAAGACAUCCAUCAAACCAUCCAUUUGUUGAGCCAAGUGAUAUGCCAGAAUGGGUAAGGGCAGUUAGGGAAGAUGAUGGUGGGGAUAGUAGCCAACUUGGAAUGCUUACUGAGGUGGCUAGCAUGUGUAGUAGUACAUCCCCUGAACAGAGGCCACCCAUGUGGCAAGUUUUGAAAAUGAUAAUGGAGAUUAAAGAGAGUGUGAUGACAGAGGACAGUGAAUCUAGUGGCUUUUAAUGACUCUUAGACAAAAUAGAGAAGAAGAGGAGGAAGUAUCAACUGUACAUUUCGGUCGGACUCACUGGGUCAAGGUCGUAGGAGGGAUGAUCCAUGUAGAGACUUUGAUGGAGUUUGUAAGGAAUCCUCCCAGAUUACAGAGGGCUUUAUCUGACAUUCAGGGCGCAACGUCUUCGACUUGAAGAUAUGGGUGUGGCUGUUGAGAGGAGUGGAGGCAAUCAAUAUGUAGGCUUCAGAAAUGGGGCUUUUUAGUUCAUUAAUGGCCUUUAUUAGGGAGUUGGGUGUGGUCUGUGAAGUAGUAGUAAAGAAAGGGGUAUGGCCAUUAUGAAACUUAAAAUGUAGUGUCAGUGAGUGACUCACAAUUGGGUGUUAUUUCUCAAUUCUCACACCUCCUAAAUGUAGCAAUUAUUGAUGCAAAACUCCAUUUUAAAGUCCAAAUGUGUAUGAAGACUGGGGAUGAUAUGGGCUGAAGCCUGAAAGCCAGGUUGUCCUUUUGACUC
Molecule: messenger RNA, 2600 nt
Organism: Cucurbita pepo subsp. pepo (vegetable marrow)
Lineage: Eukaryota; Viridiplantae; Streptophyta; Magnoliopsida; Cucurbitales; Cucurbitaceae
Product: putative inactive receptor kinase At5g67200
Biological process (GO): protein phosphorylation
Molecular function (GO): protein kinase activity; ATP binding; protein binding
Source: RefSeq, a predicted model, not a curated record